Molecule: messenger RNA, 3992 nt
Organism: Carassius gibelio (silver crucian carp)
Lineage: Eukaryota; Metazoa; Chordata; Actinopteri; Cypriniformes; Cyprinidae
Product: angiopoietin-2-like
Exons: 9
Coding region: 532-2001 (489 amino acids)
Biological process (GO): Tie signaling pathway
Molecular function (GO): receptor tyrosine kinase binding
Source: RefSeq, a predicted model, not a curated record
UGUCAAAACAAGGGAUGUUAGAUUCAGUCGUUAAAAAGCUCUGGCACUUAGUUCAGAAGUUCCCAAACUCAAAACUUCCAACCCUGGGCAGUCGCAAUGAGUGAGUGAGGACAGCACAGACACAGAGCGGGAAACUGAAAAAACAAUUCACAGGUUAAAUAAACAGGGAGGAUGUUUCUGGUUAUGAGCUGUGCUGAGAGCAAAGUAAGCGAGGAAUAGGAAACGGGAAUCUCCCCCCUCUAGGCUGUCGUCUGGACAGUGUUGCUUUUAAAUCUACUGCAUUCUUUGGCAAACAGCACUACAAGUGUGCUAUUUUAGAGUAAGAUCUCUCUGGAUCUACCCAUCAAGCACAGAAACAGGAAAAAAAGGAGCAAAGGAGCAAAGAAGCAGAACUUGAACUCCGAACUUCAGAAAAGUUUGGACAAGUGCAAAUCCGAGUGAAGCGCUCUCAUCCGACCUGCUUUGAGGAUUGCCCAGGCGAUUUCAUCCUUCCUUGGAUUAUAACUUUCCUACCGUCAGCAUUUUCCUGGUAUGGGCUGGCUGCUGUGUCUGUGUUACCUGGCAGCAGAAGUGGCCGUGGCGAUUGGCUCGGAAAGACAACAGCACCAGGUGCAGCAUGGCCCCUGCCGCUACACUUUUAUCCUUCCAGAGGUGGAGCAGUGCCGGCCUGCGGGGGACUUCCAGGUGACUAACUCCCUGCAGCGGGACUCGCCCUCGGCCCCGGAGUCGCCCCACGCUGAACCCACCUGGCAGGAAAAGAAGCUGGAGACCCUAGAGAGUGCCACAGAGAACAAUACACAGUGGCUGCAGAAGCUGGAGAGCUAUAUUCAGGAGAACGUGCGAUCAGAGAUGGAGCGUAAUGUCAUUCACACUCAGACAGCCACCAUGCUGGAGAUCGGAACCAAUCUUCUAAGCCAAUCAGCUGAAAACACACGCAAACUGACAGAUGUGGAGACACAGGUGCUGAACCAAACCAGUCGUCUGGAGAUCCAGCUGCUGGAAUACUCUCUGAGUACCAACCGGCUGGAGACACAGCUCUUAGAGCAAACACAGGAGGUCUCCCGCCUCAAUGACAAAAACAGCUAUCUAGAACAGCGUUUUGCUGCCAUGGAGGCCAGGCACAGCAGAGAGCUUGAGGCCAUCCAGCAGGAGAAACAGCAGCUGUUGGAUCUGUUGGACAGACAGAAUCACCUGGUCAGCCUGCUGGAGGGAGAACUGGCCAGCUCCACUCGUAACAGCACACUGCUCCAACGACAGCAGGCCACACUCUCUGACACAGUGCAGCAGCUACUGGCUAUGGUCACUCACUCUAACGAUAUUUCCACUCCAGUUGAAAAGGAGAUGUUGAUGUUCAGAGACUGUGCUGAGAUAUUCAAAUCUGGAGUUACAGAAAGUGGGAUUUACAACAUUAAUCUUCCUAACUCAACCCAGAAAACUAAGGUGUUCUGUGACAUGAAAACUAAAGGAGGUGGCUGGACUGUCUUUCAGCAUCGCUAUGAUGGAUCAGUAGAUUUCAACCGAGGCUGGAAUGAAUACAAACUGGGAUUUGGAGAUCCAUCAGGAGAACACUGGUUAGGGAAUGAUGUCAUCCACCUGCUAACAACAUCAAAGGACUACACUCUCCAGGUCCACCUCAAAGACGCAGAGGGACAGCAGGCUUAUUCUCAAUAUGACCAUUUCUACAUUGACGGAGAGGAUAAGAAAUACAGUCUUCAUGCAAGUGGUUUCAGUGGUACAGCUGGACGAACCAGUAGCCUUACCCAGUCAGGAACCCUGUUUAGCACUAAGGAUCAGGACAAUGACCAGUGUAGCUGCAAGUGUGCUCAGAUGGCCACCGGAGGGUGGUGGUUUGAAGCUUGUGGUCCAUCCAAUCUCAAUGGUAUAUACUAUUCUGGAAACUCCAAUGUGAUACGGUAUAACUGUAUAAAGUGGUACUACUGGAAAGGGCCCAGCUGGAUGGUGACUAUGACCACUAUGAUGAUACGGCCUGUGGACAUCUAAAAGCAGGAAGAGACUCUCACAAAUGGGUCAUUUGACUUUACUGACAGCCAAAUCAUCCAAACAAGCUGGUGAGGUGACACCAAUGAAAAAGAUGGACAACUUAUGCAUUGGACAGCUUGUGCCCAUGUCAUUGUGGCCAUUCAAUCUGUCUCAGUUUUGUUUGUUUAGUCUGGCGAAACAGACACAUAUUGUGCCAUAAAUGUUUUAUCUCCCUGUAUAGCAAAGCUCUUCUGAAAAUGCAAUGAACUGGAAUGGCUGAUCAGUGCUUACAUUUGUUGUUUGAGCCCAAUGUCCGUCUGGUAAAACAAUAACCUUUUCCAUCCAGUGGAACAUCGGCUCUCCUGAGAUUUCUUCUCCCAUUCUAGUGCUUAUAAAGGGUUUAAGAGAGAAUUCCUCUAUAAAAGUGCUCAAGACACUACAACAGGUGUACGUUUUAAAAGCACACCUUUUAUCAUAAAUAUACAUUUGUAACAGACAUCAAAUCAGUCUUUCAUAAAGAAGUCUGUUCAAGUCUUCUAUACAGUAUAGGCCUAUAUGAAUAUUCAGUCAUUACAAUUUUGUACAUGUUUUAUGAUAAACGUACUGUAUGAAAUAAUGAUAAAAAUGUUGAAUCAAAAAGAAAGGAACACGAUACUAAAGUGACUGAAAACAAUAACUUAUGAAAAAGUUGUAGAUCAGUAUGUAAGCCAGAUAAUGAUUCAGUAAACAGUCUGAUUGAUUCAUGAGGAGUCAUAUGCUGUAGCCUGUGACAACAGCUCAACAGAAAGAUCUUUCUUGUCAUUAUUUUGCAGUAUGCUUCUUUUUAUUGCACUCAAUCCAGCCUGCAAACCUCGCAUUCACAACCCCAGGUAGGCUAAAAUGUGGUUGAGAGCUCUGCUGGUACGCAAUGUAGGACUCAGCCUCAAAUCCACUCUAAAGGUAAUAAUUGUGCUGUUGUCUAUGCUUGCACUCUUCCUUUUUCAUAAUUGCAAAAUCAGCAAGUUUGAUUUUAAGCUGUUUAAGCUGCUGUAGAAGAUUGACCAUCCAUGCAGCGUGUUAAGAGUCUAUAUAAACCACGCUUUUAUGCCAAUCACUUCAUGAAUCAUUCAAUAAAGGCCCUUCCUUCUGUUCCUAUAAAACACUUUUCAGAGACUGGAUCUCUUGGCCUGCUGACCUGUGUUCAUUCUCAGCACUUAGCCAUGCUAGUACUGUCAUGAUUUAAUGCUCUGGUCCACAACCCCAUUCAUCCGUGUCCAGAGAGCAAGAAGACUUACCUGGUAUGCUCUUUCACAUGAGAUUCUGCAUUGAUUCGCCACCCUUUUGUCAUAAAUAUACUGUAAGGCAUGUAUAGAUGAAGACAUUUCUCAUGCGCAAUAACAACUAGCACAACAUUAUUACUGGCCCAGUAGCAGCUGUGAUUGAUUACCGCUGGUGAAAUGAGGGUUAAACUUGGGUGGUUCCAUCAUAUUUGGGUUUAAAGAGAGAUCUGGACAGCUGGCUCCUCCCGGUUUAAAGCAGGUAUGAACCUUGCCUUGGAGCAUGUAUUGUUUGUUGACUCCAUCAUUAUACAAACUUGGUUCAGUGUGCAAAUGAGAUGCCCUACUUUGACAGGGGGUUCCACACCAGAAGAGCCUUUGAGCACCUCCAAGAAUUUAUCAUCUCCUUGAGCAAGAGAACGGAGAAGAAGGCAAGCUCAGUGGGGAGGGUGUGCAUAGUUUCAACACAUAAAUCUCUGUCUGGCCUCAGUUCCACAUAGGAUGUGAAGACAGGGUGAAGUCAGGGGACGUGCCAUAAUGAAUCCAGGGGACGGUGUGAUUCUAAUGGCUUGAUAGAGCAGAGAAUCCUGACCUCGAGUGAGACCGGUUUUUGCAUUCAAACAUUGUGUUAACAUGUAGCAUGUUUCUUGUCGCUCAUGUUUGCAGACAAAAUGUUUCUUUUUGCCAGCAGGGGGCAUUCACGGCACACAACACCAUGUUUCUAGAACCAAAUAGAAGCUGUGUAUGUAUUAAAGA